Molecule: messenger RNA, 1663 nt
Organism: Myzus persicae (green peach aphid)
Lineage: Eukaryota; Metazoa; Arthropoda; Insecta; Hemiptera; Aphididae
Gene: msl-3
Product: male-specific lethal 3 homolog
Exons: 11
Coding region: 209-1552 (447 amino acids)
Biological process (GO): regulation of DNA-templated transcription; chromatin organization
Cellular component (GO): nucleus; NuA4 histone acetyltransferase complex; MSL complex
Source: RefSeq, a predicted model, not a curated record
AGUGAUAAGAAAUUGGUGUUUUCAAAAAACGAGUUUUAUUUAUACUGCUUUACUUCCGAAAUUCUGAUAAAUUGUAAUUCGUAUUGAAUUUGGCCGUUAUUAUUUCAUUCAGUUAAUAUUUGAGUCGUGUCGAACAUCAUGGUGACAGUUUAAGAGAAAUUCCGUUUAGUUCUCGUUGACUUCGUUGGGGCAAUGUCGAUCGUUAACCAUGGCUGCCAAAAAAGUAUUGAUCAAAUCCAAAUUUGAAGAAGGCGAAAAAGUGCUGUGCUACGAGCCAGACCCUGCGAAAACUAAAGUUCUUUACGAUUCCAAAGUUUUAAGAGUGGUGCCUGAAAAAGAUGACCAAGGUCGCAAAUUUUGCAAAUUUCUCAUUCAUUUUCAAGGAUGGAAUUCCACAUGGGAUAGAUAUGUUACUGAUGAAUUCAUACUGAAAGAUACAGAAGAAAAUCGCAAGCUUCAAAAAGAACUGGCCGAAGAAGCUCAACUUACACCUGGUGGAAAUUUGUACAGAAAAGAACGGAAGAAACGAGUAGUUAAAUCCGAACCUAAACCUUUAGUAAUAGAGCCAGCUAUAAUUGCUAUAGAUGAUAAGUCUAUGGUGGAAGACGAAAAUGUACCAGUACCUAUUGAUACAAUACUAUUACCUAAAAGAAGGUUACCAGACCUUGAGUUUCCAGAUAAUUUAAAAUUCCAUACUGGAUAUAAUUGUUAUUUAGCACACGAAAAGAAUAUAUUGGUUCAGUUACCUUGUCAACCUAAUGUGGUUACACUACUUGAAAGUUACCUUAGGUAUUUAGCAAGAAAUAACUUCAGUGACAAUAAAGCAACCAAAAAAAAACGUCAACCUGAAGUAAUUGACAAAAAACAGCUAGAAAAACGUUACAUCAUUUGUGUAGAAGUAUUAGAUGGUCUAAGGAUUUGUUUUAACACUUUCUUAUUCAGAAAGUUAUUAGUUAACGAAGACGAACAAGCCCAAUAUUAUGAGGCAUUAAAAGUGACUCUCCAACCACCCGUAAACAAUAUUAUUUCACAGAACUGUGAACAAGACUAUGAUAAUGUACCAAAUGACGAAGAAUUGGAAAGCCUCGAAAACAAAAACAAUGUUAAAGUCAAACGGGAAAACACACGCAGUUCAACCAGUCAAUAUGCUAGUUCUCAAAAGACUUCUUCUGAUCGCAGUUUAACAAAAUCUCAGUGUUCAAAAAUUGUAAAAGAUACAUUUGAAAAAGCCCGUGAUGAGUAUGUAUCAAAAGCAGACUCUUGGAAAGCUGUUCCUGACAGUGCAUACGAUGAAGAAAUAAAACAGCCAGCUAUUGUAUAUGGUGUAUAUCAUCUUUUAAGACUUUUAGAAAAUUUGCCAAAAAUAUUGGCAAACACUGAAGUGGAUGGUGAAAAACUUUCAAUCGUAUAUUCAUACAGUAAUGGACUACUGAAGUACCUCUCAACUCAAACUCAUUUGUUUGGGAUGCAGUAUUAUGUGAAAAACGAGAUGGACGAUACGGUAAAAUCAAGUGGUCCUGUUCGAAAUCACAGAAAUCUUAAGAAUAUUUAAGUUGUUUUAAGAUACCCUCUAUAUAUAAAUCCAUUAUAUAUAUUAUACAAAUAAAUGUUCAGAGAGUGGAUGCAUUAAAUAACCGUCAAUUAUUUAUGAAAAUAAUAAGUU